This is a messenger RNA of Purpureocillium lilacinum, 543 nucleotides long. RefSeq lists its product as uncharacterized. Lineage: Eukaryota; Fungi; Ascomycota; Sordariomycetes; Hypocreales; Ophiocordycipitaceae. Gene Ontology annotation, cellular component: extracellular region. The record is from RefSeq and is a predicted model, not a curated record.
AUGAAGUUCCUCUCGCAAGCUGCCGUUCUCCUGCUGGCGACUGGCGUCUACAGUCGGGCUGUUGAGCAGCGCGACCUCGCUACCGUCACCGGCGUCUUGACCCAGGUUCAGACUGGCAUCGAUACCCUCGACGCGGCCGUCAAGGCGUUCAAUGGCGACCCUGCUCCUGUCAAGGACAAGUCUGACGCGCUGGUCGCCACGAUCAACACGGGAACGACCACUGUUCAGGGGUCAACUCCGCUGACGGUCCAAGACACGAUUGCCCUCUUCAACCCUGUCAACGAACUCAAGGCCCAUGCCCAGACCCUCUCGGAUGACUUGCUCGCGCGGCGUGCAGAUGUCGCUGCCGCGAAGCAGUGCGAUGUUACGCGCAACCAGAUUGGCCAGAUCAACACGGCGAGUCAAGGACUCAUCACGGCCAUCGUCGACAAGGUUCCCCCGGAGGGCAAGGCAAUUGCCCAGCAGCAGGCUCAGGGAAUCAUCGAUGUGUUGACCGAGGCUCAGGCCAACUUUGCAUCGGAUAAGUGUCAGAACGCUGCAUGA